UCUAUGGAUCCUAUUAAAUUACGUUUCUAUAUCGAACGAUAUGAAAAAGAAAGUCGUACAUUGAAGCUACAAGAAAAAUACGUUCUUACAACUCAAAUAAAAUCUUUGACUGGAAAAUUCUAUGCACGUCAUGACGCUAUUUCUUUACUUGACAUUCCAGAAGAAUAUAUUAAUUUUAUUGAGAAACGUACAGUUUUGAAACCAAAAGAUAUUUAUAAAUUUAGACCUCCUUCAGUUAAUAUGGAAUAUGGAUGGUUUACAAAACCAUUGAUACCAAGAUCAGUUGAUCCAAGAUUAUAUUUUGCUAAAAAAGAGUGUGAUUUUAUUAAGAAAGAGUUAUAUCAACGACAUCUUCAAAAAGGUCUACCAGUAGAGAGAUUUACUGGUGUCCCAUUUAAAACAUGAUACUUUUAUGCACGUAAAAUAUAUAUAUAUAUAUAUAUAUAUAUAUAUAUAUAUACACAUAUAUAUCCAUAAAAUCU
Molecule: messenger RNA, 482 nt
Organism: Vespula pensylvanica (western yellowjacket)
Lineage: Eukaryota; Metazoa; Arthropoda; Insecta; Hymenoptera; Vespidae
Exons: 2
Coding region: 4-405 (133 amino acids)
Source: RefSeq, a predicted model, not a curated record